AAGCUCUGCGGGAACGCGCUCCGUCCGCCGUGCUGUAGUCGUUGCUUCUCAAGUUGUUGAUUCCAGACGAGGGAAGCGGGCUCACUUUGUUCUAGUCUCGUGAAAGGGUUUUUCUGUGAUUUGCAAGGAGAGACGCGUUUACGGGGUGGAAUUGUAUUAUCGGAGUAUUAUUAUUUUAUUCUAAAAGCUUACUUAAAGUCAGAAGGCGCUUUUUUUCCCCCUUCCGUCUCCGCUCGCGUCGCUGGGCCGAAACUCGGGGCUGUGGAUGCCCACCGAGUCCGCGGGAGCGCUAGCAAGCCUCGGCUAUGACGGCCGGCGGCGCCCGCUAUCUCCGGAUAAGCGGUUGAUAUAGACUUAUUUUUUAAUUGCGGCUCAAACAUGGCUGGUAGUUACUGUAUGGUCCGAUUUACUAGUUAGCCGCCAGUGUUUUUUUUUCCUACAACAGUCGGAUUUAAUUGCUUGACUGGCAGGAUAUUAGAAUAAUAGUUAAUGAUAGCAUUGAUUUGUUAGUAUAAAUGAAAUAUUUUUGAUAUCCAGUCCAAAUCUGGGAUCACAUUGUACUGGUGAAAACAAAGCUAUAUAAAUGUAGUCUAUAGCUAAUAGUUUUGUAUUUUCUUUUAUUGAAUGACUGGAGAGCUACCUAGCUGGUCAUAUAGCAUAUUAGUCGUUUUUUUACAGAAAAUAAAGGAAGUCGCAGAGCCGAUCGUUCGCCGAUAGUUACAGUACUUGGCAGAAAAGAAGCAAUGUCGUUUUUUAAUUUUCGCAAAAUAUUUAAGCUGGGGGCAGACAAGAAGAAGAAGCAGUAUGAGCACGUCCACAGGGACGUUAAUCCGGAGGAUAUUUGGGAAAUCAUCGGCGAGCUGGGCGACGGAGCCUUCGGGAAAGUCUACAAGGCCCAGAAUAAAGAGACGGGUACCCUGGCUGCAGCUAAGGUCAUCAGCACGGCGACUGACGAGGAGCUGGAGGAUUACAUGGUGGAGAUAGAAAUCCUGGCCUCCUGCGAUCACCAUCACAUUGUGAAACUGCUGGAUGCCUUCUACUAUGAUACCAAACUGUGGAUUCUGAUAGAGUUCUGUGCAGGGGGAGCCGUCGACGCCGUGAUGCUGGAGCUGGAGAGACCCCUGACUGAGCCCCAGAUCCGGGUGGUUUGCAGGCAGACCCUCGAGGCACUGAUUUACCUGCACGAGAACAAGGUGAUUCACAGGGACCUGAAAGCUGGUAACAUCCUUCUCUCUCUGGAAGGGGACGUCAAGCUGGCUGACUUUGGUGUGUCAGCCAAGAACACGAAGACUCUUCAGAGAAGAGACUCCUUCAUCGGGACCCCAUACUGGAUGGCCCCCGAAGUGGUCAUGUGCGAGACCUCUAAGGACCGGCCCUAUGACUACAAGGCAGACAUCUGGUCCCUGGGCGUCACGCUGAUUGAGCUGGCGCAGAUAGAGCCCCCCAACCAUGAGAUGAACCCCAUGAGAGUCCUGCUGAAGAUAGCCAAGUCUGAGCCCCCUACUUUGAUGCAUCCAUCGCACUGGUCUCCGGAGUUCAGUGACUUCCUGCGGAAGGCGCUGGAUAAAAAUGUGGACAACAGGUGGAACAGCAUUCAGCUCCUGCAGCACCCUUUUGCUGCGAACGUGCCGGACAGCAGGCCUCUUCGGGAGCUGAUAGCAGAAGCCAAAGCAGAGGUCACGGAGGAAAUUGAGGAAUCCAAAGAGGAAGAGGAAGAUGAGGAGCCAGAGCCACAGUUGCUGGGGCCUGGACAUCAGCGAGCUCUGUCAGAUGCCAGCUUCGGCAGUUCGGAGGAUGAGAAGCUGUCUCAGACGACCUCCGUCUUGGAGUCGGUGUCGGAGAAGGCGGAGACGGAAGGCUCGGAAGACAAGGCCAGCGGCAAGCUCUCAGACGAGGGCAUUGGAAGCAGUGACUCUGACAAGAUGGAGAACGACAAGCUCAAUGAGGUCCAUGUCCCAGAGAGCAGCAGUAAAGAGGAACCAGCAAAAGAGGGCCUUCAAGUUGUGACUGAACCCAUUCCUGAGAUCAGGCUUGAACUCGUGCCUGAGAUUAAGCCAGAACCCAUUCCUGAAGUCAAACCAGAACCUGACCCUGAGCUCAGGCCUGAACCUGUAACCAAACCUGAUCCUGACCUAAGACCAGAACCUGUGCCUGAGCUCAGGCCUGAACCUGAGAGCACAGAGAAAGCCCCUGGAUCUCCAGAACAAGCCUCAAUAAUGGACAACAGGCAGGAGGAAGCACCAGUACCUUUAGAGGAACCUAAAAAGGCUCAGGAUCCAAAUCAAGAGGCAGAUGCUCAGAAAGAGGCCCAAGGCACUGGAGAUGGCACAGCCUCGCCCAUGGAGCAACAAGAGCCACAGACGGCGCCGAGCUCCUCCCCUCAGACGGAGGCCCCGGCAGACAAGGCUGGGCCCAAACAGACCAACGGCGAGAAGGAGAAGGACUCCGAUUCCGGGAGCAGCUCUGCAGCGGAUAACAGCAGCGUCGACCUGAACCUCUCCAUCUCCAGCUUCCUUACUAAGAACAAGGAAACUGGCUCCGUUUCCAUCCAGGACAUCAAGCGGCAGAAGAAGACUCUAAAGAAGACCCGUAAGUUCCUGGUGGACGGCGUGGAGGUCAGCGUCACCACGUCGAAAAUCGUCACAGACAAUGACACCAAAAAUGAAGAAAUGCGAUUCUUAAGGCGGCAGGAGCUGCGUGAGCUGCGUCUGCUGCAGAAGGAGGAGCAGAGGGCCCAGCAGCAGCUGAGCGACAAGCUGCUGCAGCAGAGGGAUGUCAUUUACCGCCGGUUCGAGCAGGAGAUGGCAGCUAAGAAGCGGCAGUACGACCAGGAGAUCGAGAGCCUGGAGAAGCAGCAGAAGCAGACGGUGGAGCGUCUGGAGCAGGAUCACACCACGCGUCUGCGUGAUGAGGCCAAGCGCAUCAAGGGCGAGCAGGACAAGGAGCUGGCCAAGUUCCAGAGCACCAUGAAGAACCGCAGGAAAGAGGUGAAAGAAGAAGUGAACGUUUCUCCCAAACAUUUGAGAAAAGGGCUCAUGAAACGCUUAAAAGAGGACCUAUUGGUCACACAGCAUCAACAGGAACAAGAGUUCCUGCAGAAGCAGCAGCAGGAGCUGGACGGUUCUCUGAAGAAGAUCAUCCAGCAGCACAAGCACGAGAUCGCCACCAUCGAACGGGACUGCCUCAACAGCAAGCAGCAACUCAUGAGAGCUCGCGAAGCUGCCAUAUGGGAACUGGAAGAGCGCCACCUGCAGGAGAAACACCAGCUGCUGAAGCAGCAGCUGAAAGACCAGUAUUUCAUGCAGAGACACCAGCUGCUGAAGAGACAUGAAAAGGAGAUGGAACAGAUGCAGAGGUAUAACCAACGGCUGCUGGAGGAGAUCAAGGUCCGACAAGCCCAGGAGAAGGCCCGGCUGCCCAAGAUCCAACGCAGCGAUGCCAAGACGCGCAUGGCGAUGUUCAAGAAGAGCCUCCGCAUCGCCUCCAGCGGGACCCCGGAGCAGGACAGGGAGAAGAUCAAACAGUUCUCCGUCCAGGAGGAGAAGAGGCAAAAGAACGAGCGGCUCCAGCAGAUGCAGAAGCACGACAACCAGAUGAGGGACCUGCAGAUGCAGUGCGAAAGCAACGUGCGGGAGCUGCAGCAGCUACAGAAUGAGAAGUGCCACAUUCUGAUCGAGCAUGAGACCCAGAAGCUGAAGGAGCUGGAUGAGGAACACAGCCAGGAGCUAAAGGAAUGGAGAGAGAAACUACGGCCGAGGAAGAAGGCCCUGGAGGAGGAGUUUGCCCGCAAGAUGCAAGAGCAGGAGGUGUUCUUCAAGAUGGGCGGAGAUUCUGAAUGCCUUAAUCCCUCAGCCCAAAGCCGGAUCUCCAAGUUCUACCAGAUCCCUAAUGUCCCCUCCUCUGGUCUGUAACCCUGUGCCACCCUCACAGAGCUGGACGUACCGUCAUCUCUGCCUCCGUCCCGUCCCCGUCCCCGUCCCCCCCCACCGACGACAAUCUCUAUUACCUCUACAAUGUCUUUUUUCCACUUUGCUCUUCAGUGCUGUAUGACUCGAAUGCAGCCACCCGAAGCCUCACAAUUUUUUUUAAACCAUGGCUUUAUUAGAAUUUAGAUUAGAAUGUGGAUUGACUCCUGCAUAGCUUAUCCUCUGUAAUAUUUAAAAAAAUGAAUUGGAAUUGCUUAAGGAGGGUCUAUAUUUUUGGCCGUUUUUUCCUCUUUUUUUAAUGCUUUAAAGGUUUCGGGCAGCUGAGGCAUAUCAAUAUUUAUGAUUAUUGAGAAAUUCAGUGACUGCCAUUUUAAAUAUUUUUUUUUUCUCCAGAAGAUAACCCAGUGCCUGCAGCGGUCUGUUUCAGUCAGUCUUUUUUUUUCUCUCUUGCUUUGCUGCUCCAUUUUCACAUUCGGUUCAUUUGCACUAAAAUCUGCUGGAUAUUUCGCAUCGACGCCACAAAAGAAAAUAAUAAUAAUGUAUAUUUUAGCACCGAAGCUGAUGAUUGAAUUUUAAAGGCAAGGCUUCAGAAGGCUGCAUUUCUAUAGUAAUGCAGUGGAAUGUUGGUAAAUGGUUGAGUAGGCAUUCCAGAUGGAAUGAAUGGGAUGAGGAUCAAUAUAUUGCUUGGAGAUGCUGGAUUGAUGGUGCUACCCUGCUGGUAGCCUGAGGAGAUCUCAUCCACAGUGACUGCUUCCUCAGUACAAUUUUUACUUGAUGUGCAACUAUUGUGUGUGUGUGUGUGUGUGUACAUAUCACCUAAGGUUUCUGUGGGUUACAGUUUCAAGUGAAAUGCCUUUUUUG
Molecule: messenger RNA, 4787 nt
Organism: Paramormyrops kingsleyae
Lineage: Eukaryota; Metazoa; Chordata; Actinopteri; Osteoglossiformes; Mormyridae
Gene: slka
Product: STE20-like kinase a
Biological process (GO): protein phosphorylation
Molecular function (GO): protein serine/threonine kinase activity; ATP binding
Source: RefSeq, a predicted model, not a curated record